Molecule: messenger RNA, 811 nt
Organism: Desarmillaria tabescens
Lineage: Eukaryota; Fungi; Basidiomycota; Agaricomycetes; Agaricales; Physalacriaceae
Exons: 4
Coding region: 1-624 (207 amino acids)
Source: RefSeq, a predicted model, not a curated record
AUGGACACUGCUGAAGAACGUCGAGCCGCGCAUAACGCUAGUAGUCGUCGCAGCUAUGCGAAGUACAGUUGUUUUUACGCACCGCGACUUGAUCAACCAAAGACGACGAGACAUCUAAACAGAAGAAGGGCCAAAGAAACGGAAGCAGGCACUCUCGAACCGCUGGACGGUCGACAAGGGGCACGCCCCAUUGAAAUUGAAGUCAACAGCGGUCAGCCACACACCCAGCGCUCUGCAACGCUGACUGAAGCAAUGGACCAGAUUAUUCGCCUCUCCGCAAGAUUCGGGAUACUUACACUGGGUUCACCGCGACGCCACGCCGACAUCAUCUAUCGGGAGUAUCAACGAAGUGUCACUGUUCAUCGCCCCCAAGGCUUCCGCAGUCUCCUGGACGAAGCAGUUCUUGAAAUGUCUUCCCUCGAGCAGUCUCUGCUGGAGCAGAAACGCGUUAUUUUGAAUUCCGCCAGUAGUGGGAAUGAGAUGGAGAAGCUUCACGCGGUACUGGAUCCAGUCCGAAUGUUGGUGGGCUGGUUGGAAGAAAUACAUUUCGAGGCUAUGAUCAGUCCUGUCAAUCUGAGGGCAAAGUAUCUUCGUAGAGAGCUUGCUUUUCUGAAAUAUGAUUGAGGAAGCGGCAUGGAUUUCUUGAAUUACUAAUAGGCACCUCUCCCUCUCUUCGUUAUUCUAGUCUGUGUCUGUUGUAUGCGACGAGUCCAGCCAUACAAGCCAAUCAAUUCAAGUUUGGCAUACGUCUUCCAUGGCCCCUCAGACUGUAGUUCGCUCUCCUGCUUAUUUCGUAGACCUGUCUGCUUGC